Parnassius apollo (apollo) is the source of this 2037-nucleotide messenger RNA. Lineage: Eukaryota; Metazoa; Arthropoda; Insecta; Lepidoptera; Papilionidae. The record is from the annotation of a GenBank genome assembly.
AUGGAUGUUCCUCUCAAGAAAAAGAGCUACAUUCAAAAAUAUAGGACUGAAUGGGAGAAUGACGAAGACUUUAAACAGUGGAUAAAGCCAAUAGCGGAUAGUCCAACGAAAGCCUUUUGCAAGUAUUGUCAUGUAGAAAUUGCUGCCAAAAUUUAUGAUUUACGUAAGCACAGAGAAUCUAAAAAACACAAAGCAAAAUGUGAAUUAAUCACAAAAAAUAAACAGAUCCAGUUUACCUCUACACCUGAUGAUGGUUCAAAGAACAGUCAAAAAGCUGAAGGCCAGCUUGCCUUGUUCAUUGCUGAACAUACUUCCAUAUCCAACACUGACCACCUUACAGACCUUUGUAAAGAAGUUUUUCAUGAUUCAAAGUGUGCCAAAGAUAUAAAAAUGCAUAGAACUAAAUGUACGCAAGUUAUAAAUCAAGUGCUGGCGCCGCAUUUUAAGGAUACUCUUCUAAAAGAUAUUGGCACGCAGAAAUAUAGUAUUAUUUUAGAUGAAUCUACGGAUGUUAGCGUCUCAAAAUACAUGGGAAUAAUAAUACGAUAUUUUAGCCUGAAUACGAAUAAUAUUGUGUCAUCAUUUCUGUCUCUGGAGCCUAUUGAAAGAGCUGAUGCGAGAGGUAUUGUCACAUCUUUAGUAAAAUGUUUGGAGUCACAAAGUCUUCCAAUACAAAAUUUGAUUGGGAUCGGCACCGACAAUGCCUCGGUCAUGACGGGCCGAAAUAACAGCGUAAUUGAAAUUUUGAAGAGAGAAUAUAAUUUACCAAAUUUGAUCCUCAUUAGAUGCAUCUGCCACUCUUUGCAAUUGGCGGUCAGCCAUGCGUCUGAAAGCAAUCUGCCACGUAACAUAGAAUUUCUGAUAAGAGAGACGUACAACUGGUUCUCCAUUUCUCCAAAACGCCGAGACGAAUAUAAAGCGCUGUUUCAAACAAUUAACUGCGGGGAUGAACCAUUAAAAAUAUUAAAGGUUUGUGACACCCGUUGGUUAUCAAUAGAGCCUGCUGUGUUGAGAAUAUUGGCACAAUGGAACGAGUUAAAACUACAUUUUUCUUUGGCCAGAGAGAAGUGCUAUACAGCGGGACUUCUUUGGGAAAUGUACAAUGACGAGGGUAAUCGUCUUUACUUAUGUUUUUUGAAAAGUAUUCUUCACGACGUUCAAAUUGGCAUUAAGGUAUUUGAAGGUGAAAAUAUUGAUCCUGUCAAACUGUUAGAAACUCUGAUGACCUUGUUACGAUCUGUCUGCGUUAGAAUAAUAAUACCAGGCGCCGCGACAACAGACAAAGAUUUCCUCACUAUCAAAGUAGAAGAUCAUCUAGAUCCAGUUGCACAUUUGGGACAUCUUUUCGAAUCUCAUGCCAGUAAUAGCAACUUAUCUCCGCAAGCAAUUUCUAAUAUCAAAAAACGAUGCAUCGACUUCAGUGUCAAGUUGGUACAAGAAAUUCAGAACAGAAUACCUUCUAAUUACGAGAUCCUAGCAAAAGUAACACUCUUAAGUCCAGAGAACACAUUAAAACAGAUCAAGGAUCCUCAUGCACUGGUUGGAUUAGCAAGAGAAUUGGGAUUCGAUGACCAAAAGACAGAUAAAAUUGUUCAACAAUGGAAAACUAUACAAUUCAUAGAAUGGGAAACUGCAGGAGACAGUGUUAAAUUCUGGGCGCAAGUCUUAAAAUACAAGAAUGCAGCAGGAGUUAAUACAUUUCGAGAACUAGCUGACUUGGCUAUUGCUGCAAUGUCCCUUCCUCACUCUAAUGCGGAAGUAGAAAGGCUGUUCAGCGUGAUGAACACUGUAAAAAAUAAAUUGAGAAAUAGAAUGUGUUCAUUGACACUCAAUUCUAUAAUAAUGAUUAGAAAUCAAUUAAAAAUAAAGAAGAAAAAUUGUCACAACUAUGUUUUACCGCCUGAGGUUUUAAAAAAAAUUAAAAAAACUGUCAAACCUUUAAAACAAAUCGUAACACCAUCUACAUCAUCAUCACCCAUUGACGAAGAGGUUAUAGAAUUACCAGAUGACAUUGCAGACCUACAAAUUGAUUAUUAA